Messenger RNA from Dictyostelium discoideum AX4, 459 nucleotides. Its product is annotated as AhpC/TSA family protein. Gene Ontology annotation, molecular function: peroxiredoxin activity; antioxidant activity; oxidoreductase activity. The record is from RefSeq and is a predicted model, not a curated record. The transcript has 2 exons. Gene Ontology annotation, biological process: cellular oxidant detoxification; cell redox homeostasis. Lineage: Eukaryota; Evosea; Eumycetozoa; Dictyosteliales; Dictyosteliaceae. Bases 1 to 459 code for a protein of 152 amino acids.
AUGACAAAAUUAAAAGUUGGUGACCAAGCUCCAGAUUUCACAUGUCCAGAUAAAGAUGGAAAAUUAGUUUCUUUAAAAGAUUUCAUUAAAGAUCAAAAACCAAUUGUAUUAUAUUUUUACCCAAAGGAUGAAACUUCUAUUUGCACUAAAGAGGCUUGUGAAUUCAGAGAUAAAUAUCAAAAGUUUAUUGAAGCAGGUGCAGAUGUUAUUGGUGUCAGUAGAGAUGAUGCAGAAAGUCAUUCAAAAUUCACAUCAAAAUAUUCAUUGCCAUUCACAUUAUUAACUGAUAAAGGUGGUGAAUUAGCUAAAUUAUAUGGUGCUGAAGGUAACUUUUUAUCACCUGGUAGAGUCACUUUUAUUAUUGACAAAAAUGGAAAAGUAGCUCUAAAUCAUUCAGCUUUAUUAAGUGCAACAUCACACAUUGAAGAAUCUUUAAAAGUUAUUGAACAAUUAAAAUAA